Hyposmocoma kahamanoa is the source of this 4195-nucleotide messenger RNA. RefSeq names its product multidrug resistance protein homolog 49-like. Gene Ontology annotation, cellular component: membrane. The transcript is spliced from 26 exons. The coding region runs from base 77 to 4012 and encodes 1311 amino acids. The record is from RefSeq and is a predicted model, not a curated record. Gene Ontology annotation, molecular function: ATP binding; ATP hydrolysis activity; ABC-type transporter activity. Gene Ontology annotation, biological process: transmembrane transport. Lineage: Eukaryota; Metazoa; Arthropoda; Insecta; Lepidoptera; Cosmopterigidae.
GCCGGGCACCAGCUGUAAUUACAGACGUGUUCUGGCACAUCACUGACUCUACAAAACUAAUCCUAAUAGACAAACUAUGGGACUAAAGAAAAAACAAAAAGAAAAGGAAGAAGAAGAGAACGAGGAUACUCCAGUGUCUUAUUUUCAAAUCUUCCGUUACGGUACAUGUCUGGAACUCUCAGCGACGAUCUUGGGCGUGGUGCUGGGCCUACUCAGCGGCGGUGGCGUCUGUUACAACCUGGUGCAAUUCGGUGAGCUCAGUACGGCCUUUGUAGAGCGCACCAAUCCUACUCCCGGCCAAUACUCCAGCUACAUGCCACUAACGAGACUUUUCGGAGGAGGUGAAUUGCUUAAGGACAGGAGUCACGAGGAAAACAUGCAAGCACUGGUAAACGACGGUAAAGCGAUGGCUAUUGGCAUGGUUGUGAGCAUCAUCAUUUCCUUGUUGAUGUGUGUCGCUUCCGUUGCCCUCGUCAGCUGGAGCGCACUUAGACAGAUCACAAGAAUAAGAAUGUUAUUUUUGAAAGCUGUUCUUCGGCAAGAUAUGGCUUGGUUCGACACUGAUACAGAAUUCAACUUAGCUUCUAAAAUGUCUGAGAACAUGAUGAAGUUGAAAGACGGCAUGGGUGACAAAUUGUCGGUAGUAGCAAAUCUGAUGGGAACCGCAAUAAUCUGCCUGGCGCAAGCUUUCCCGCUAGGCUGGGAACUCACACUGGCUUGCUGCACCGUCGUGCCGUUUUCAAUUGGAGCCUCCAUUAUUUUAACUAAUUACCAAACACGAUCAUCAAUUCGAGAAAUGGAAUCGUACAGCAUGGCGGGCAAGCAAGCCGAAGAGGUGCUGAAAUCUGUAAAGACAGUCGUAGCAUUUGCCGGAGAAAGCAAAGAAGUCGAAAAGUACAAGACUUUGCUCGAGCCAGCGGAACGAUACGGAAGAAAACGCGGUCUCUACACAGGUUUAGGCAAUGGCUUCAACUGGGUGCUAACGUAUUCUCUUAAUGCCAUCGGCCUCAUUUACGGUACCAGGCUUGUUAUAGAGGAUUUCGAUAAACCCACUGAAGAGAAAAGAUACCUCGUUGGAAAGCUUUUUAGUGUCCUCUUUAGUGUGUACAUGGCAACCCAGUCGAUCACGUUAAGCGUGCCUCAUGUCGAGGGCUUUGCUUCAGCCAGAGGCGCCGCCGCUAGUGUCUUCAAGCUAAUGGAUCGUGAUCCUGCAAUCGACACCUUUAAGAAAGGCGGCACUGCUCCACGAAGGGUCGUAGGCGAAAUUACGUUGGAAGAUGUCAAUUUUAGCUAUCCUUCUCGACCUGAUGUUCAGGUUCUAAAAGGAUUCACCCUUCAUAUAAAGCCGGGUGAGUGCGUUGCUUUAGUGGGUUCAUCUGGAUGUGGCAAGUCCACAAUUUUACAACUUCUACAAAGACUGUACGACCCUAUCUCGGGGUCAGUCAAACUCGAUGGCAAGGACUUGAAAAAUCUCAAUUUAAGUUGGCUCAGGUCAAGUUUAGGUGUCGUGGGACAGGAACCGGUACUAUUUCGAGGCACCAUACAUGACAAUAUCGCCAUUGGAUGUCCCGAAGCCACCAGGGAAGAGGUGCAAAGAGUCGCCGACAUAGCUUAUGCUCACGACUUCAUCAUAAGAUUACCUAACGGUUAUGACACCGUAAUCGGAGAACGUGGAGCGUCACUCUCAGGUGGUCAAAAACAAAGAAUUGCAAUAGCUAGAUCAUUGCUACGAGAACCUGCCGUGCUCCUGUUGGAUGAAGCCACGUCAGCACUCGACCCUCAGUCUGAGCGAGCAGUGCAAGCUGCUCUUGAUAGAGCCAGUCAGGGAAGGACUACCAUUACAGUAUCGCACAGAUUAUCAACUAUUGUAAACUGUAAACGCAUCAUUUGCAUGGACCAAGGAGCUAUAGUAGAAGAAGGUACUCACGAGGAACUUAUGAAAGCGAAAACAUUUUACUAUAAACUGGUAACAUCAAGUAAUGGAGAGGCGGAAACUGAGGCCAUUGAAACCUUAUUGGAGGAGGGCGAUGUGGAAGCCAACGUUCUUGAGGGUGAAUCUAUUGCGCCGAGGCACGAUGUCAAGAGACGAUCUACUAGGAGAGUUCAUCGGCAUCAUUCUCUUAAAAGAGAUUCUCAUGAUUGGAUGACGCCGCGUGGAUCGAUAUCUUCCGUUAUGUCGACUGGUUUGCAAAACUUUGUUUACAAUGCCGAUGUAGAUUCGGAGGAAGAAAAGGAAGACGAAGAGGAAGUCAAAUCAGUCAGUGACUGGCAACUCCUCAAACUGAAUGCUCCCGAGUGGCCUUAUUUAGUCAUUGGGUCAAUUGCUGCCUUUUUACAAGGAGCGUGUUUCCCUGCGUUCGCGCUCUUAUUCGGUUACACCGCUGGGAUUUAUGUAUUAACAAACUAUGAUGCUAUAAGGCACCAGGCAGAUUUGUAUGCUGGCAUGUUCCUUGUCGUAGCGGGCGUAGCUGGGGCAACAAUGUGCAUACAAAGUUUUACAUUUACGACCGCGGGGCUGAAAAUGACUUCCAGACUGAGACAUCAGUAUUUCGCUAGUCUUCUAAAGCAGGAGAUAGGAUUCUUCGAUAAGGAAUCUAAUACAGUGGGUGCGAUGUGUGCACGAUUAAGUGGCGAUGCCGCCGAGGUCCAGGGCGCCACGGGGCUGCGCAUCGGCCUAAUCUUGCAGGGUUUUAGCUCCGUAUUUGUUGGCUUCCUCAUGGCCAUAAGCUACAACUGGAAACUCACCCUUGUCGGAGUAGCUUUCUUGCCUCUGAUGGUAGGUAGCAUCUGGCUGGAGGGUAUAGUGUCUCAACAGUCGCAAGCUAACGAGCGAGAUGCUAUGGAAUCAGCAACAUCAGUCGCCACUGAGGCGAUCGUUAGCAUUAGAACCGUUCAGAGUUUAGGUGUCGAGAAGGUAUUCCUGCAGAAGUUCGAGGAAUCUCUGAAAUUGUCAUGUGCAGCUGUCGCCAAAAAGACGCGGUGGCGCGGUUUGGUGCUAGGUCUGGGCGUCUACGUGCCCUUCUUGUCAUACAGUAGCGCAACUAUAUACGGCGCCACUCUUGUGGCCUAUGAAGGACUGGAAUACAAAGUUGUGAUGCUAGUAAACGAAGCAAUAAUGUAUGGCGCGUACAUGCUGGGUCAGUCGUUGGUGUACGCACCCAGUUUCAACUCAGCCAAAGCUUGUGGCGCCCGUAUCCUAUCCGUUAUCAAUAGGGAGCCCAAAAUUAAGACCGAAAAUGGGGUGAAGGAUAAGAAAGACUGGGCAGCAACGGGCAACUUUAACAUAAAAGAGGUAGAGUUCAGCUAUCCAACUCGUCCACACCAGAUGGUCCUUAAGGGAAUAGACUUAAAGGUGGACGCCGGCAAAACAGUAGCUUUGGUAGGCUCCUCAGGUUGCGGGAAAUCCACCAUUCUACAGCUGUUGCAACGUUUUUACGACCCUGAUACUGGCAAUAUCGAAUUAGAUGGACGCGAUACGCGUAACAACUUAACCCUGUCGCGCCUACGGCGGCAGCUGGGUGUGGUGCAGCAGGAACCAGUAUUGUUCGACCGCACGCUAGCCGAGAACAUCGCGUACGGCGACAACAACCGUAAAGUGACCAUGCACGAGAUCGUGGCCUCUGCCAAGGCCGCAAACAUCCACAACUUCAUCGUGUCUUUGCCCAAAGGCUACGAGACCAACCUGGGCGCCAGUGGUGCGCAACUGUCGGGCGGGCAGAAGCAGCGCGUGUGUAUAGCGCGUGCUCUAGUCCGUGCGCCAAGACUUCUGCUGUUAGACGAGGCCACUUCUGCACUCGACGCCAACAGCGAGCGGGCCGUGUCUGAAGCUUUGGAAAAAGCUGCCAAAGGACGAACGUGCAUUACCAUCGCCCAUCGUCUAUCUACUAUAAAGGAUUCCGAUCUAAUCUGCGUGUUAGAUAAAGGAAAAAUUGUGGAGCGGGGUACUCACACUGAACUACUUAAUUUGAAGGGACAGUACUGGCGCAUGUGUAAAGGCCAACAUGUCGCCUGAAUGUCAACGCAAUAUUGUAAUAACUCAGCCGUAUGAAACGAGCCGCGUAUAACAAAUGAAUUUCGUUUUCAAAACAAAAACACGAAUAGGUAGUAAGUAGUCGGUAAUUACUAAUACAAGUUGUUGUAGUACAUGUAUAAUAUAUGUAAUUAAUAAUAUAAUAUAAACAACAAAAUAAAGACC